CUGCGCGUCUGGUAAAGCGCACAUCGCAGGCGCGCGGUAAAUGGUCUGGCACCAGAGAUAACAUGUUCCAGUGAGCAUCAGAGCUCAUGCAGUCGGCUUUCAUUAUAUUUGACAUCUCCCUAUUUUGAAUCACAGCAUCUCAGUCGGGAGAGGGGGGGGGAGGGGGGGAGUCCACGGAUGCACUCAAGGAGAGGAUACGUACACUUUUGGAGAGUUUGGAGACCCGACGCCUGCCGGAGAGCGCCAAGUGCGCGCGUCACUCAACAGCGAGACCGAGGCGACUGUUAAGAGGAGCUUAAGAUGAACGACACGGCCAUUUUUUGCCAGAAAAACCAAACAGAGAACUCGUCCGACACGUCAUGUCUGAAUUCACACCCGUCGUCCUACAACCCCAUCGACAUGACCACGUUCAUGCACAUAUUGCCUUCGAUCUAUGGCAUCCUGUGUGCGGUGGGGGUGAUAGCCAACGGACUGGUCAUCUACGCGGUGAAAGCGUGCAAGAAGAAAAUGGUGUCAGAUAUCUACGUGCUGAACUUGGCCAUAGCCGACAUGCUGUUCUUGCUUGUGAUGCCCUUCAACAUUCACCAGCUGGUCAGAGACAGGCAGUGGGUCUUCGGAAACUUUAUGUGCAAAGCCGUGGUGGUGGUGGAUGUCAGCAACCAGUUCACCACAGUGGGAAUUGUGACUGUGUUGUGCAUUGAUCGGUACAUAGCUAUUGUUCACCCCACCGCAGAGAGGAGGACCAUCCAGUGGACCAUCAUCAUCAACAUGCUGGUGUGGCUGGGCAGCUUCGUCCUCACGGUCCCCGUCAUGCUGUACGCCAAGGUUGUGCGCAGACAACAUUUGAAGGUGUGCAUGAUGAACCUGGACGGGCCCGAGGACAUGUACUGGUACACACUCUACCAGUCCAUCCUGGGCUUCAUCAUCCCCCUCAUCAUCAUCAGCACCUUCUACUCCCUCACCCUCUACCACGUCUUCAGCUCCAUCCGCCGCGUCAAACGGAAGCAGUCCGUCUGGGCUAAAAGAGCCACCAAGAUGGUCCUGAUGGUCAUCGCCCUGUUCCUGAUCUGCUGGUCGCCCUACCACGUCAUCCAGGUGGUCAACCUGAGCAAUAACUCGCCGACCAUUGCGUUCGUCUACGCCUACAACAUCAGCAUCUGCCUCAGCUACUCCCACAGCUGCAUCAACCCGCUGAUGCUGCUCAUUUUCGCCCAGAAUUACCGCGAGCGCCUCUGCUCCAAGAACGCACAGUACAGCUCCCAGCACUCGUCCAGGGUCACCGUGGUCAAGGCGGAUGGGCCCAGUGUGACCAGUGACCCCAACUAUCGCUGUACUGUCAUCUAAUCAAAGACACGUCUCGCGUUCCAUGUAAACCGUUUCAGCCGCUCGGCCCCGAUGAGGAAGUAGUCGGAUGAGCGGUGUCACCUUUUGUGUCAUUUGCUUCAGUUUUUUCAACACACAAAUAGUUUGAUAAUUGACACCAUAGGAAAAUGUGGCCGUGAGGCUCGAGCAGAAACGUCAGUAACGUUAAGGGAAACGUCCAAAGUUCACUCGGUGUUACAUAUAACCAUUCCCAUUGAAGCAGAUCUUUAUAUUUCUUUACUUAUCCUUGAAGGAUGAACAUGUCGCACAUCUGACUCGCGGUAAAUAAUAAUUACACACAACGCCUUGUUACUUUUGUUGAUAUUAUUAUUAUUCACGAUGAUUUGGGUUUAUCAAACCAGUGCUUUCCACUCAUUUGUUGUUACAACAACUGGAUUUUGUUAUUAUUUAUUUAUUUAUUUGUAUUCAUUAUUUUUCUUAAUUUGUUCUUUUCCUACAACAAGGCACACGCAAGGUAUCACCAACACACGUAGUCUUAUUCCCAUACGGAUUCAUCCCUGUGCUGUUGUUAACAACUCUGGAUAAGCUGGGGGGGGGUGGCAAAAUGUAACGCACGGGUUAUAACGCAAUGUAAGUCGCUUUGGAUAAAAGCUUCAGUUAAAUGACGUGUAAUGGAUAAAAGUCAAUUUGCAUGUUAUACAGUUUUCCUUCUUUCCUACAGUAAUCUUCUGUUUUCAGAAUCAAUAAACCAAAUGUGUUUCACGAAGAAAUAUUUUAACAAUAAAGUCGCAAAAAAUUCAACCUUUGCAAGGACACAAGCAAGUUGCGUCCAAUAGUUCCAGGAUUGCUCGCAUUGGUGUCUAAUAAAAAUCAACGGUAUCCCUGGAGACAACAAAUUCCAAGGUUUCUAACGCACAAUGCAACGGUCAGCAGGAAACAAUACAAGUUUGACAAUUUACGAUCCGACUAAAAUACUUCUAUGUUGGUAUUUCAACAAUGUUGUUUUUGACGAAAGCAGACUUAAUAACUUCAAUUAUAAAAGUGAGUGCCAGACCUCCGCUGCACUUCAAGCAAAGUCUUGCUGUUAUUAUUAGUUGUAAAUACAGCCACAUGAUGAUGACGGACUUGAUAACAUUCUGAUUCCCAGAUCCAGAGGAAUCCAGUGAUGCAUUAUUUGCAUUCUCCAUUUAUCAGUCUUACUGCAUGCAACGCUUUUCUGAAAAAGUAAAUGUAAAUUGUUAUUUCUGUUUAUCAUUAUAAUAAUGUUUAUAUUAUUAGAGAAAUAAAUAGUGUUUUGAUGUAAAUCUCCCAGUCAACAUGUUGUAAACAUGCCCUGAAACACUAGUCUUUAUAAAAGAAUUAUCAUUUUUUGGGGGGGGGGUUCAUAGUAAACCACAAGGACCUUUCAGACCUCUGUCUAUUUCUAUGUAUUUUAUGUAUCCACCUCUGUUUUUGCUUUAGUGUCCCUUUGCACCUAAGCACGCUAAGCACUGUGCUCAACAGUAGACCUAAGGUAAACCCCCAGAUGUACUGUUGGGUGAAACGCUGGAGAGGGAAUAUCAGUAGUGACCUUUAAAGAUGAGGAGAGUCACUGAGAAGGGACUGGGUGAAGUUUUCUCCUCUCGGACUACGAGCGUUGAAUCACCGUUACACCCAGUGUGUAAUCCUGAACACCAACAAAACGGGAGUGCAGCUUGUGGGAUCCGUCACUGACAACAAACAACCACUCUUAUAAUUAUUCAAGGCUCAGGAGGAUAUCGAAUUUGGCUUCAAAGAGGGAAGAGUUGCUUAAAGGAAAGUUUGAUCUCCGCACGUUAUGACGUUUUCAAUCGGAUAACUUUCUGAUGAGGAUCUGUUAACGCCUAUGAACUGUAAUCCGUUAGGGUUUGGUUAAUGGUCCAUAAAAUGUACUAGUACUUGACCACUAAAACGCAGUUAGAAAUUUCAGGUUUCAAAAAAAGAUUUUAGCCGGUCCUGUCUGUUUUGUAGGAAUGUGUGAAUAUUGUCAUCUCUCAAAAUACUCAAGGCUUCUCACUUUCUAUUUAAACAUGAAUAGGUUGUUUAAUAUAUAGAAUUAAGCCGCCCAAAAUGUGUGCCAUUAGUUAAAACCAAUGCACCCAUUAAACACUGUACCCCGAUUCAUUAUAAUUCAACCGUUUGAUAGACGAACUGAAGAAAAGGCCCUGUAGGGUUGGGUUUGUUGUCGUCGUUAGACACGGAGAAACACUGGUACCUCAGAGAAGGCAGAAUCAAAGUAUGUUGUUGCGUUUGUUUUUAGACUCUUAGAGCCCAUUUGUGUUUGUUAGAGCUGCAUGCAGGCGGUGACUGCUUUACAUAUUUCAGGGUCAAAGACCGCACCACGGACAGGUAUGAAUAUCAUUUCAUUUUGCCUGUAUAUUUGCAUAAUGAACAGGAAAUGCCAUUUUGAUUUUCUUUUAUCCUCAGAGUUAUUGUAGCUAAUGGCAGUGGAGCACUUGAUGUUAGAAAAACUGUGUGUCGUGUUGAAAAAUCCAGUGCGAUGUGUUUGUGUGUGUUUCCUGGCUGAGCGCAGAGAUUGUAGGCAUUGUUUUUACUUUGAUCUCGGCUGACGCAGCAGCUGGGAAAAGCUGCAAACUGUAUAGAAAUGAGUUGGUGUUCAUGUCAUAAUAUGCAGACUGUUGGUAAUUGCAAUUUCUGCAGUAUGCAUACUUUUUACGUGUUGCUGUUAUGAAUAUGCACUGUAUUUGGUGGAAGUUUUAUGUAAUUACGGCACAUUUCUCCGUGAAUGCUGCUCACGUUUUAAAUUUGUACACGUUUUCUUAGUUUGGAGUACAUAAAGCCUUCUGGGCCACUAUAGAUGAUCCCUGAUGACGUCAUCUUAUCAGAAAACAGAUUUUAAAUUUGUGCUCCCGUGGUUCAAUCCGGCCUGGUUGACUUUGAUGUCUUGGUGUCUGCUGUUGUGAAGUAGUUUUGUGAAAACUGGUUACUGUAUCCACUGGCCAAUAAAAUCCUCCAAAGCUUA
Pungitius pungitius (ninespine stickleback) is the source of this 4324-nucleotide messenger RNA. RefSeq names its product melanin concentrating hormone receptor 2b (gene mchr2b). Lineage: Eukaryota; Metazoa; Chordata; Actinopteri; Perciformes; Gasterosteidae. The record is from RefSeq and is a predicted model, not a curated record. Gene Ontology annotation, cellular component: neuron projection; plasma membrane. Gene Ontology annotation, molecular function: G protein-coupled receptor activity; neuropeptide binding. Gene Ontology annotation, biological process: neuropeptide signaling pathway. The transcript is spliced from 2 exons. Bases 301 to 1344 code for a protein of 347 amino acids.